GGACGAAGCACAAAUCGCCUCUCGGAAGCACAGGGACAUGGCCCGCCAACCGGCGCUGCGCCAAUCGACCACGAAGCGCAAGGCGGCGCCGUCGGACACGCCGCCUGCUGUGCGCCGCCACGUUGUUGCCGACGUGGCGGGUUCGCGAGCGGUCCCAGCGACAAAACCAGCGACGCUCGAGAAGGUCCAUUGGGACUUUGCGGCGGUGCAACUCCAACACAUCAAGCACGGAUGGGACAAGGACGUGCUCUCGCUGCUGUGCGACCUCGGCAUGUCCAAGCUUGCGUCGACGACAUGGGCCGACGUCGCGUGCGUCGUCAACCAGAAGCUGGCGGCGACGCGGCGCCACCCGGCCGAAAAAGCCACCAAGGACAACGUUCUGCGCAUCUACCAGAACCUCCGGCAAAAAAUCGACAGACUGCUGGCACGCGUCGCGCACUGCCCAACGUCGUCGACAUGA
Molecule: messenger RNA, 460 nt
Organism: Saprolegnia diclina VS20
Lineage: Eukaryota; Oomycota; Saprolegniomycetes; Saprolegniales; Saprolegniaceae
Exons: 2
Coding region: 38-460 (140 amino acids)
Source: RefSeq, a predicted model, not a curated record